AUGUCGACGCCGCCGCGCGACGCCCGCGCGCGCCCUCGCGGUGGCGUCGGCACGACGCGCGUGAGCGCGGAAACCGCGGCGUUCGCGCGCGGGUGCGCGUUCGGGGCGUUCGUCGCGGUCGCCCUCGAGGCGGUCGCGGUGGGCGUCGCCCUGCGCGCGCGCGCGAAGACGCGGGACGCGGGGCGGGAGGCGCGGGACGCGGCGACGGAGGAAUUCGGGGACCGCGACGCGGCGACGGCGGAGACGAACGCGCGCGGGGGGGGGACGGGACGGGGGACCGCGCACGCGGGAUGGUUGAUCGUGAGCGCGCCGAGCGCGCGGGGGGUGGCGCACGCGCGGGCGAACGGGGAGAAACGGUUCGCGCGGUUGACGACGGAUGGAUUGGUGUCGCUGUCGACGGAGCGCGGCGGAGAGACGACGGACGUCCUGGACGCGAGCGCGUGCGAGGUGGCGCUGGUGAAAUUUCCUGGGUUGGAUAAGCCGACGGAGAUUCGUUGGCACGCGUCCACGCCCGUGGUGUUGCGUCGAACGGGGCGGGCGGGCGGGGGGGGGGGCGACGGAUUCGUCCAUCGCGAGUCCUCCGUCGUGUGGUUGUUCGCGCUCUCGUCGCCGGCGAAGGAGGCGUGGUUCGUCGCGCUGCGGUCGUGCAUCGCGCGGAUUCGAGCCGAAAGCGGCGGUGCGCGCGAAGAGCACGCGCGAGCGCUCGAUCGCAUGCGCGUCGACGCGGAUGACUUUGAAAAGUUCACGCUCGCGACGAAAAUGUACAGGGAGGAGUCCAUGCGCCGAGACGCCGAGGCGAAGGGAACGCACGGGUUCGGCGCCGGCGUCGCGGGUGCGACGAUCAACGCGCUCGGCUCGAGGCUGUUCUUCGACAUGUUUCGCGACGAACGAUGGCAAAGCGAGCAAAAGCAAAAGCUCAUAGACAAGCUGAACAACGCCCCGGGGACGCCGAAGUUCAUCGGUGCUUUCGAGAUCACGCACAUCGAUUUCGGCUCCACCGUGCCGCACGUCAUCAGCGCGCGCGUGCCGAACUUUUCGUCGUCGAGUGCGCCUUGGGACGGCGCGGACAUGCCCGGUCGCGGCGCCUCGCACGCCCUCGAGCUCGACAUCGAGUACGUCGGUCGAGCGACGAUGACGGUGCAAACUCGAGUCGAUUUAUCGAAGUAUGCGCAAGACAUGGAGAGCGAGGCGAAUAAAUCGGAGGACAUCGCCGACGACUUCGGGCGAGGCUUCUCGAGCCUGAAGAAGGCGGCCGCGCGAGAGGGGGCGAAACUCGUCGCCUCGCUCUCUGACACCCUUCGCGCGACGCCGCUUCGAUUCACGCUGACGCUCAAGAAAUGCCAAGGAGUUCUGCGUUUGUGGAUUCCUCCGCCGCCGGGCGAUCGCUUGUGGUGGGGUCUGAUGCGAGAGCCUGACGUCGACUUGGAAAUCAUUCCCGAACUCGGCGAAACGAGCAUCUCGCACGAGGGCGUGCUCACGCGCGUCUCGCAGUUCUUACGAAAUCAGUUCGUCGGCGAGAUGCAUAACCAGCUCUUAAUCCCGCACUGCGUCGCUGAGCCUUGGAAAGAGCUUCGUCCGUUCGUGGACCUCAUCGAGCUCUCCGUCGAGGAAGCGCUCGUCGCGCCGACGACGACCAAGGCCGCCGCCGCCGCCGAGGACGCCGCCGCCGCCGCCGAGGACGACGAUGACGACGACGACGACGAGCGCUUGAAAGAAUCGAUGGAGAAAGAAAUGAUCGACGCAGAGGAACUGGAGAAAAGCGAGCCGACGACACCGCAGGCUCCGGAUGUCUUCGCCGAGUCCCCGUCGGCGACGCGUCCAUCCUUGGACGCGCUCGCGACGUCGCCGCCGGCUGAGCAAUUCAUGCGAAGUCCGCCCCCGUCUCCGUCGGGGAGUGAGCUCGAGCGAACGCUCUCGUCUUCGCUUCCCACGUCGCCGAUCGAGCGAACCAUCGUCGGUUCCGGCGCCGGGUUCGCCCUUCCCCCUCGCACCGAACCCAGGCCCGCGCGUCCGUCGGCCGCCCGCGGACCCUCCUUCUUCGCCCAGGCCGCCGCGCGCGCCAAGGAACAGAUUGAGAAAGAUUUCAAGGAUUUUUCCGACGCGGUCAAGGACGCGGGCGUCGUCGGCGGCAUCGCCCACGUCUCCAAGAACAUCGAGCGUCUCGCGACGACCAAGCCCGAGGCCUAA
Ostreococcus tauri is the source of this 2187-nucleotide messenger RNA. Its product is annotated as Domain of unknown function DUF2404. Gene Ontology annotation, cellular component: endoplasmic reticulum. The record is from RefSeq and is a predicted model, not a curated record. NCBI's taxonomy places the organism in Eukaryota, Viridiplantae, Chlorophyta, Mamiellophyceae, Mamiellales, Bathycoccaceae. The transcript is spliced from 2 exons. The coding region runs from base 1 to 2187 and encodes 728 amino acids. Gene Ontology annotation, molecular function: lipid binding.